GUCCCUUCUGCCGACCGUAUGGAGCAACGACCACGAGAAUGCUUGGGCCUGGUUCUGGACCAUUGUGGAGAAGAAGGUUGAAGAGAACAAGAAGCUCCCUGUCCACAACCACCAGUGCUUGAGGACUUUUCUGGCUCGCCUCGAUGAAGAGGCCCUUGCAAACUUUAAGCUGAAGGUGUUCGACUCCUUCUUCGCAAACUGCGAAGAGUCGCAGCUUUACUUGCGGGCGGCCAACAAGCGCUUGAUGUACAUCAUGGGGAGGAUCUUGACCAUCAUGUCGGACAUCUACACAAAGACCCACCAAGCAGUCAUCGCGCUGUCCGCUUUGGGCCUUCUUCAUGCCGGGCACGGAGUUCCGGAGGACUUGGUGCGGCCUUUUGUCGCAGCCUUCAUGGGUGGUAUCAAGGAAAACUGCCCAGAUGAGUCUAUGCACGAUGGGCUCUGGUGGACGUUGGAUCUCAUCGGCAGGAUCUUCAUCCGAACCCUGUCAGAAGGCUCCACGCCAGUAAUCAUCGCCAUCAACAGGAACACAUCCAAGGCUAUGAAGCUGGCUGUGGCAAACUAUCCUCGUGGAGAGCGUGGGCACCGAAUCGAUGUCCCGCUGAUUUGGGCGAUUGAGAAGGGUGCACUGGAGUCUGCAAAAGAGAUCCUCAACGAUUUAUUGACCAUGCGUGCAGACCGUGCGCGGUAUUACUACGGAAUGGAGAUGCUGUUCACCCGCCAUUCUGACAUCAUCAGCCUGCUUUGCACCACGGCACCAUCGCUCCUGCCGACCUUGUUUGAUGGGCUCAUUUGGCGUUCCAAGAACGUGAAGAAUGGCAUGAGGCGCGCGAACUACUACAUCGCAUCCUUGCUCAGGGGCGAAGAUGGUCAGCUGACAGAUUCCCUCCUGGACCUGAUCAAGCAUGGUGACCCCGAGAUCAUCUGUCAUCCCACGGUAGUCUUUCAGGCAGAUCUUCUCUGGACUCGGCUUUGUUGCUUGCCAUGGGCUUUGACAAAGCUGUGGUUCUGUGUCACCCUCGUGGUCUACGUCAUGGCAGAGCAGCAAGCUGUGACUUCAAGCGAUCCCUUGAGUCAGGAGCGGUUCACCACCAUUGUCUGCCGGGCGUUCUUGUACAUUGGCAGCCUGGGGCAGCUCUUCGCCAAGCAUGCCUACCAGACAUACAGGGCAGUUCGACAGAAGCAGAUGACACGCCGUACGCUCUGCUGCGAGCCCGUGCUCCAUUGCCUUGCCGUCAGCAGCGAGUUGUUGACAAACUGCUGCGAGUACGGCGAAUGGCAGUGUCAUCUCAUCCGCACGUACAACCGCCUCGCCGCCUUUCCCAUGAUGCUCUACUUUGUGCUUGCCUCCGAGUUGGUGCACUUGAAUGUCAGCCUCUCCGUCUUCAGCGUGAUCUGCUCAUGCCUGAUGUGGGAAUUCAUCCUCUACGUGGCAGUUUUGGCAUUCUUCACAGCAGCGUUUGCGUCGGCGGUUGCUUGCCUACCUCCGUCUUUAGGCACUGACUCGAUUCAGAUGCGGGACUUCUUCAGCUGGCCCCUCGCUUUUGAGUCUCUGCUAUCCUCGGCCUUCAAUGUCUAUGGCAGUGACAACUACGAGCAGAUCUCAGUUGCAGAUGAGCCGAUGCUGAAGUGGAUUGUCAUGGCCUUCGCCGCAUGCUGGCACGUGUACCUCAUGAACCUCAUGGUCGCACAGCUUUGCCAGCGCUACAACGACAUCUACCACGACGCACGGGGCAAUGCUCGCCUGACGCGUGGAAUCAACAUCUAUGAGACCUCCAUGCCCCUGAUUUCCAAGAAACGUUGGACAGCCUUUGUGGAGUCCUUGCACUUGGAAGAGGCUUGUGAGCUCGAUGAGGGUGACAAUGGCCCCCGUGGUGCAGUGCCCACUACUGAGGACCCGUACGACUACUGGCAGUAUCCAAAGGUGGAGCUGGAUCGCGUUCAGCGCUAUGGUGGCCUUGCGAAUCCAGCACUUCCGUGGCCAUCCCUCGAGGAGGCGGUGGAUGACAGCGCUGUCGGCAAAUUGACGCGAAUGACGCAAGCCAAGUUCGAGGAGAUGGACAGGCUCAUGGUGGACAUGGCCAUCAAACUCCAGGUUCGUCCUCCAGGGACCUCCGGUGGAACCAAGGAACCCUCAGCCAUGCAUUCCGAGAAGCGCGAUGAAAGCAAGAUUGAUGGUCACGAACAGGACGUCGGCACCGCGAAGGAAACCGACAUCUCUAAGGAGCUCGCCGAACUCUCAGAGGAGCUGCCUGUGAACGAAGCGACUGCGAACGAGCUCGUGCAGGAGCGCACGGAGGAAGGAGAGGCCAUGUCUGUGACCCCGUAUGAUGUGAACGGUACAUCUGUGGUGAGCGGAAGUCCGUCCGUGGCCGAGUUCGAGAAGAAGGUCGCGCAGACUGGUGCGAGCAUAGUGGGCUUGGACAUGGGUGGCGCCGAUGCCGACUCGCUUGAGAAAAAAGCCAGGGAGCAAAAGAGGAUUAUGUUCCUGCUGCUGCAAGAGUUGAUGACCUCUCCAUUGGAGAAAGAGCUUCUGUUGGACAGACCUGAUGUAGUUAUGACGGAUUUCGCCACCCUGGCGGGCUGCGCCGUUGCCCAGAAGCUGGGGAUACCGUU
Messenger RNA from Symbiodinium necroappetens, 2616 nucleotides. Lineage: Eukaryota; Dinophyceae; Suessiales; Symbiodiniaceae. The record is from the annotation of a GenBank genome assembly.